Elaeis guineensis (African oil palm) is the source of this 1201-nucleotide messenger RNA. Its product is annotated as probable aquaporin PIP1-2. The record is from RefSeq and is marked provisional. Gene Ontology annotation, molecular function: channel activity. Gene Ontology annotation, biological process: transmembrane transport. Lineage: Eukaryota; Viridiplantae; Streptophyta; Magnoliopsida; Arecales; Arecaceae. Gene Ontology annotation, cellular component: membrane.
UCCUUCUUGGCUUUCUUUUCUUUCUUUGCUUGAAGAGUUUUGAGGAGAGGGAAGGAGAGCGGGGAGGGAGAGAGAGAUGGAGGGGAAGGAGGAGGAUGUUAAGCUUGGAGCUAACAAGUUCGCGGAGAGGCAGCCCAUAGGGACUGCAGCGCAGAGCCAGGACAAGGACUACAAGGAGCCACCACCAGCACCACUGUUUGAGCCGGGGGAGCUCAGGUCAUGGUCCUUCUACAGGGCUGGAAUCGCCGAGUUCAUGGCCACCUUCCUCUUCCUCUACAUCAGCAUCCUCACUGUUGUGGGUGUGGCGAAGGCCCCCAGCAAGUGCUCCACUGUGGGCAUCCAGGGGAUUGCUUGGGCCUUCGGAGGCAUGAUCUUUGCCUUGGUCUACUGCACUGCUGGCAUCUCUGGUGGCCACAUCAACCCUGCAGUGACCUUUGGCCUGCUGUUGGCAAGGAAGCUGUCCCUGAUCAGGGCCGUUUUCUACAUGGUGAUGCAGUGCCUGGGUGCCAUCUGUGGUGUUGGCGUGGUCAAGGGCUUCCAGACGGGUCUCUAUGAGAGCAAUGGUGGUGGAGCCAAUGUUGUUGCCCGUGGCUACACCAAGGGUGCCGGCUUGGGUGCUGAGAUUAUUGGCACCUUUGUCCUUGUUUACACUGUCUUCUCUGCAACCGAUGCCAAGAGGAAUGCCAGAGAUUCUCAUGUUCCUAUUCUUGCUCCCUUGCCUAUUGGGUUUGCUGUUUUCCUUGUCCACUUGGCCACCAUCCCCAUCACUGGCACUGGCAUCAACCCUGCUAGAAGUCUUGGAGCUGCUGUCAUCUACAACCAGCGCCAUGCCUGGGAUGACAUGUGGAUCUUCUGGGUGGGUCCCUUCUGUGGAGCUGCCCUUGCUGCCAUCUACCACCAGAUAGUCAUCAGAGCCAUUCCAUUCAAGAGCAGGCCUUGAGCAUGUCUGUGGAUUCUGUUCAUCAGACCUUGUGGCUUCCUUCCAUAUCCAACCUGUCCUGCUGUGGUCUUCCAUUUUAUCUUCUUUUACUCUCUCUUUAAUCCCACUCAAUGUUUUCCAGGACCCACUGUUGUUUGUUAAGUGUGUAAAUUAAGUAAUGGUGUACUGCAACUAGUUUGCUGCUGCUUCAAGAGUUUAUAAUUUUAUUUAUAUCCUUGUCUCCAUCUCUUCUUACAUCUUAAGCCGAUCCUAUGUUUUAUC